AGUGCUAAAGCAGCAGAAAACAUUUAUGUAGAUUUUAAAACCUGCAGGUUAAAACGAUAACAUAACAAAAUCAUCUUAUUCUUAUGUGUAGUGUUUGUGUUGCAUAUUCAUUUUGCAUUGGAUGAACAAGUGCAUUCGAUAUGGAUUUAAACUUGGAUGCUCGUAUAAAUUGCAAAGUAACCUAUUUAUGUACAGGUUAAAUACAAAAUUGACGCAUUCUUCCUUCUCUUCAAAAAAUUAUUUGUACAGUUGUAACAGUAGAUUUACUUCGUCGCCGUCAAAUUCGAAGCAUAGCUUCAUUUCUGUGUCAUAUUCUUUUAAAAGUAGAUCCAGAUCUAGAUCUAGAUCUAGUUGCAGUUUCACUUGGGCUAAACGCAGUUUAUCAACAAUAACAGACACACAUUUUAACAUGGAAGGGGAUUGUACGAAAGUGAUGCUUGUUACAGCGAAUGUUGGCUCGAUUUUUGAGGAGCCUGACACUAUGUUUCCAUCAUGGCUGAAAGCCUUUUUUCAGUGUUUACAAACACACAAACCAGGGCUUAUUGCCUUACAUUGUCAGGAAGUUGGUGGGAAAAAUUAUGAGGCUUCCAUGCAACAUGUUAACCAUUUUAUAAAGACGUUGUUAGCUUGUGAAGAGCUCCACAAGUACGACAAAGCACGAAUAUUUUUGGAUGAAGAUUACACAGCUUCAGACAAGUUUACUGCUUUAGGAAACAUGUAUUUUAUUCACGAAGAAGUGUCCGACGUUUUGAUAUGGGACUUCGUCGACUGCAAGUUCAUUGAAGUUGAAGGACGUGAGGUUCUGUCAGGAAAUAUUGAAAAUGUACCCAUCAAAGAAAAAGCAAAGUUUCCACAACACUUCUUUCCAGAGUUCAAAUGGUCCCGCAAAGGGUUUCUUAGGACAAGAUGGAGCAUAAAUAAUUGUAUAUUUGAUUUGGUCAACAUUCAUCUCUUCCAUGAUGCUUCUAAUAUAUUGGCAAUGGAGUCUAGUCCAUCUGUUUACUCAGCCAACAGACAAAGGGCACUACUCCACACAUUGCAAAGGUUUGAGAAUGAUAAAUAUAGCAAAGUACCACUCUUCAUAUUUGGUGAUUUUAAUUUCCGACUAGACUCCAAUUUGUUAAUACAGGAACUGACAUCAAAGCUUACUGCCCAUCAAUUCAGAGGGAAAAAAGACAAUGUUAACAAAAUUGAAUACACAGAAGAUGGCAAUGGAAAAGUGGUACUUACAGUAGGAAGUAAAAGUUUUGAUUACUAUGAUAAACACACAGAUCUCUUCUCCACCAUGAACAAGAGGUUGCACCAGUAUGACACAGAGCUUUCUUCAUUUAGAGAUCGUUUAAGUGAGUUUGAAAUCACAUUUCCUCCUAGUUACCCUUUUUGUGAAGAUGUGGCAGAUGGGAUAUCUUACAUGAAAACUAGAGUCCCAUCAUGGUGUGACAGAGUCCUGCUCACCCACCUUGCUAGAGAUGUACUCAUACAGGACCCCUCUCAUCCAGUUAUUUAUGACCUGAUGGGCAAGGAUGUUUGUAUGGGUGAUCACAAGCCAGUCUAUCUGUUUAUACACAUGAAGCCAGGCAAAGGUAACCAUGAGCAGCAGGUGGAAAUAUCACCUAAUUCUCCCCAAUCUAAACCUCAGAAUUUGUCUCGAUACCGCACUCUGUCUAUCAAUGGGGAGCUUGUUGAGGAAAAUGAAUUUGACACUCUAAAUAUUCAUGACUAUGCUACAUUUGAGCAAGAAAAUAAUCUUAUCCCUGAGUUUAGAGAUAGCAUAAAGAACAAAGUUCCGCUUGAAGCAAACACCGACAGGCUUAGUUCACCUUCUCACCCACCAAUAACUAGAAAGAAAUCUUUCCAAGAUGUUGCUAAGCAAGUUUGUACGAUAGAGAAGGUUCUGAAGCAGUGGCCACGUCGGCCUAGAAGCCGACACCAUAGCUCAUCCUCUGAGGACUACAAGUCAGAUGAAGCUGCCAGUUUAGCUAGUAAUGUAGACCAGAACUUGGAUAGCUUAUCUAAAUCUGAUGAGAGUGGGUCUCAUGUUUCUGAGGCCAAUAAUAACCAGAGUACAUCAUCAUACAGGGUGGGAGAUAACAAUGUUGAAGCUAGUGGGGGGAUAACCAGCAGUGACAUUAAGGUAGAGAUAAGUAAGAGAGAUUUAAAAGCUGAAUCAGAGAGCAGGCAGGCUUGUGGAGAUGAUGGUGAUAUUUCCAAAAAUGUUGUGUUGCUUGCUCAGCAUGCCGGUGAUGUGCAUGUGGACAGUCCAGCUAUACCAUGCAGUAACCAAUCUAGCGGGAAAGAACAGCAGAGUAAAAUAACUGAAGAUAGAGCACAGGCCUCUGGCUUUCCUGCUGGAUGUUGUAGCUGUGUUGUGCUGUAGUUUUGGUUCUUCAUCUCUUGGUGUUGUUUUCAUGUAAACCUAACAGUCCAAGGACAGUAAAUUUUACAGUAUAAAAUAUAUCUGAAUUUAUUCAAUCAUUUUUUACAGUAUAAAAUAUAUCCAGGAUUUAUUCAAACAUUUUCAAUGCUUAUUUCUACAGCUUUCUUUAAUUUGUUAAAAAUGUUUUCUAAAACCAGAAACAGGAAUGUCAUUCAAGUAAUUCCAUGUCCGGCACUGCUUUAAGAGUGCACUCUAAUUUUUACACAUUGUAGUCGGUGUAAGAUCAGUGGGGUCUUUUUAUAAUUUCAAGUUUGUUUUUUCAACAUUUUUUGAAAAGUUUAUUUUUUGUUAUUUGCUUGAUGGAAGCCAUUUUGUGUGUGACUUUAAGCCAUUGGCUAGCAACUACCUUUUUAGUUGUAUCUUUUCGUUUACAAGCUUGCACGUUGAUACCUUUUUUAUGUAGAGUAAUUUAUUUAUUUUUUGGUGUUCAUUUCUGUUUUUUUAAUUUAGUUUUAAAUUUGUUA
This is a messenger RNA of Physella acuta, 2901 nucleotides long. Its product is annotated as inositol polyphosphate-5-phosphatase A. Gene Ontology annotation, molecular function: inositol-polyphosphate 5-phosphatase activity. The record is from RefSeq and is a predicted model, not a curated record. Gene Ontology annotation, biological process: phosphatidylinositol dephosphorylation. Lineage: Eukaryota; Metazoa; Mollusca; Gastropoda; Physidae.